Molecule: messenger RNA, 1200 nt
Organism: Sparassis crispa
Lineage: Eukaryota; Fungi; Basidiomycota; Agaricomycetes; Polyporales; Sparassidaceae
Product: Putative agmatinase
Exons: 16
Coding region: 1-1200 (399 amino acids)
Molecular function (GO): agmatinase activity; metal ion binding
Source: RefSeq, a predicted model, not a curated record
AUGAUGCCAUAUUCCCUCUCAUCGUUUCUCAGUGUCUUUGCGUUCCUUUUGGGAUAUGUGACUUAUGCCCGAGGACAGCAGCAAUAUCUUGGAGAUGUUACAGCCCCGCAAGGAAACGAUGCGGUGAACUUCACGGAACUGUUUUCGUCUGAGACGACUUUCAGGGAGACAUGGAAGAGUGAUACCUGGCAUGGACUUGUGACUUUUGCUGGCGCAAUACCUCAAAGGUGCUUCGGGAGUGACGCAGAAUUACUGUUCGAUGUGGCUGUUCUCGGUGCGCCAUUCGAUACUGCCACAAGUUAUCGUCCGGGAGCUCGAUUUGGUCCGAAUGGCAUCCGGCAAGGCGCGCGACGCCUGGGUGUAUCGAGGCUCAACGUGCCAAUGAAGAUACGCGUUUCUGAUCAUCUCAACGUCGUCGACUGCGGUGACGUUCCUAUGGUGUAUAUCGACAACAAAGUCGCACUGCGCCAACUUGAACUUGCGAACAUUGACUUGUUGUCCAAGCGGAGCUUGCGCACGUACGAAGGUCAGAGUCUCGCGAAGGAUGGCAAGUUCCACCCUCGUGUGUUGACUUUGGGUGGUGACCACACAAUUACGCUGCCUUUAUUGCGCGGAGUUGCAGGUGUAUACGGCCCUGUCAGUGUCAUCCAUUUUGACAGUCACAUCGAUACGUGGAAGCCGAGGCCAAUUGAAGGCAGCCCAUGGCUCCCUGGCGAGGAAAUGCCUGUCAAUCACGGCAGCUACUUCUGGUACGCGCAUAACGAAAGUCUCUUGGCUCCCGACAAUGCAAACAUCCACGUUGGUAUUCGAGGAGCACUCGGCGGUUGGGAAGACUACGAAAAUGAUUACGAAGUUGGUUUUGUGAUCUCUCAUGCGGAUGAUCUCGAAGAAAUUGGCUGGAGGGGUGUUGUCGAGAAGAUUCGAAAGACUGUAGGCGAUAACCCUGUGUACAUUUCCCUCGAUAUUGACGUGAUAGAUCCGGGGAUGGCUCCUGCAACUGGAACUCCGGAAAUUGGAGGAAUAACCACCAGAGAAAUCAAAAAGAUCCUACAAGGCUUGUCGGGCCUGAAGAUCGUUGGUGCAGAUAUUGUCGAAGUUGCACCAGGAUAUGACACGCAGGACGAGAUCACCCAGAUCGCUGCUGCUAACAUUGGCUGGGAUAUUCUUGCCUUAAUGGCCAAGGCCCCGGCGGUAGUUUAG